UAUUGGCCAUUGGACUGGGUUUAUUACGCAGACCUGGCAACCCGAGAAUGUGUUUCCGUUGCUCAAAUAAAUCGUCUGCAGUAAAACACACGUCGUCGUUCAUCGUUCGGUUAUUCGUCGCUGGUGAUGUUUACGUUCGUGUACCGUUCCCGUUUGAUCUGAAAUCAGCGCUCAUUGGAAGUAUCAGGGGUGUGUGUGACUACAGGAAGAGCUAAACUCAACGAUAUCAGCGGUGUCAGAUAUGGCAGAGUUACUGCGGCUGCUUCUUAAUGUGUCAGAAAAAGCCGCCAACGUGGCCCGAGUCUGUCGACAGGAAGCGCCGCUCUUUGAACUCUUGGUACAGGAAAAGAAGGGAGCUGAGAAAAACAAGAAAUUCAUCAAGGACUUCAAGACUCUUGCUGAUGUCAUCAUACAGGAAAUGAUUCGCCAUGACGUUUGUGCACAGUUUCCAGAGUUGAAUGGGUUCGUUCAUGGUGAGGAAUCAAACACGUUCGAGAAUGGACUUGGUGAGAGUGUUACUGUAACAGUAUGUGCUAAAGAAGAGGACACGAUGGCUCUGCUGGCUAAAGUUCUGGAUGGUGAUCAGACUGCAGCGUCUCUCUUAACCAACGCCAUCCACCAGAAGCUUCAGCUCAGAGAUGAGAAAGCAGAAUCUCUGCAGAUAUCACUUAACCCUGAUGAUGUGGCCAUCUGGAUUGAUCCUAUUGAUGGGACGAGUCAGUACAUUGAGGGGAAGGAUGAAGAGGAGCCAGAUGAAGGCUUUUGUCCAUCUGGACUCCCCUGUGCACUGGUUUUGAUUGGAGUUUACCUACGAGCCACUGGCCAACCAGUCAUGGGUGUUAUAAACCAGCCAUUCAAGUGUAAAGACCCCAUGGCUCAAAGAUGGACAGGACAGCACUUCUGGGGUGUUUCAUACGGCGAUGUGAAUGCUUGCUCGUUCACACAGCGCAGUCUGCAGAAGAGAGAUCAUCUGUCUGUGCUGUUGAGCUCCAGUGAAAAACAAGCGGUGAAGGACGCCCUGGCAUCGCUUCCCAACAGUACGCUGAUGUAUGCGUCUGGUGCGGGCUAUAAGAUCCUGUGUGUCAUCCAGGGUUUAGUGGAUAUGUAUGUGCUGUCAGAGGGCACUACUUACAAGUGGGACUCUUGCGCACCUCAUGCGCUGCUGCGAGCUAUGGGCGGUGGGGUAUCAGACCUGAACGAGUGCGUUCGCUAUUACGUGAACAGUAACGAUGGGCCCCGACCUGAACUGACCUAUCAUGAGGCCCAACUUGGAAGUGAAGGUGUGGACAGAUGGGCAAAUCGAGGAGGAAUCAUCGCAUAUUUGGACUCGAGUGUGAUUGAUAAAGCUGCAGCGGCACUUGCUGGAAAGAUAUAAGGAAAAUGUAUCUUAUAUUGAGAGUCUGGUGCUUGGCAAGUUUGUUUUUAUGUAAUCUUUUGUCUUUUAUCGAGUAGACAUAUUUGUCAUUUUUAAUUUAAAUCUAUAAUUUUAAAGCUUUAUCUUUACAUAAUCAGAAUAUAGCAAAAUACUUUUAGCAGGUGGACUUCUAUUUAUUUACUAUGGAACCGUUUUGUCUCAGUGUAAUGUUACUGUUGCAGCUUUAAGACAUUUUGUGUAGCAAUUAUGUGUCAAAGAUGUACUAUUACAUGAGAAAAGCCUGAAACUGACAGGUGUAGAUUAUAUAUUUAUAUAUAUAUAUAUGUAUAUUAAACAAGGCACUGACAAUUCAUAAGAUUGUGGUAACAUUAAAGUAAAAACAAUCUUUAACUUUACAGAAGUGUUUAAGACUCGCCAGUACCAAAUGCUGUUUAAAGCUCACCACAUGGAAUUUGCCAAAAUACUUUUUUAAACGAUUUGCACCCCCUUAUGCCCUUUUACUCGAAUAAAUAUAUGCCAUGUUUGCUACUCAUUCAUUCUGAGCACAAACAGUAAAAGCAGACGUUACCUGUCACAGGAAUUCAGCUUAAUUACUGAAUCCCAAUUUGAAUGAUUCAAAUUGUCAAAAUAUCUUCACCUUUAGGUUUGCAAAACGAUUAUAUUCAGGGUUCCCACGGGUCCUUGAAAUCUUUAAAAGUUUGUGAAUCUGGAGGAAAAAAUUCAAGGCCCUGGGAAGCUUUUUAAAAUAUACAUACAUAGAUACAGGUCAUUGAAAGUGCUUGAAUCUAUUUUAUGCAAGAAGUUUUCUGGGAAAAAAUAAAAAUUAUUCAGUGUGGAGUGUAGGAUAAUAUAAUCUAGACUUUUUAAGCACAUGUGCUUAACUGUUCACUUUAAAUACUUCUUCUGUAUACUUUUUUGCAUACUUGUGUUUGACAAAUGAAAAUGUCUCGGGUUACGUAUGUAACUGUUGUUCCCUGAGAAGGGAACGAGACGCUGCGUCUCCCUUGCCAUACUUCAUGCAUCCCUGUAACGCCGUCUUUGGCAAUAUUUCAGAUAGCGAUAUACUUCCUGGCUCCCGCGUCACCCAGUCUUUGUUGUUAAGCCUCAUCAUUGGUUGAAUUUGAUAUUCACAUUCAGACACACUUACCCCUAGAGGCACCGCCAAAGUUUAUUUAUUUAUUUAUUUACGUUUAUUUGACAGGAACAAUGCACAAUAUGUAAUUGGACCAGAUUAUAGCCACAAGGCUAAUUUACAUCUGUUGUCCCUGGACAGCAGUUGAUGUUAUAAGUAAAAAAAAAAGUUAAAAAAAAAAAUUAUAAUAGCAAUACAAUUUUAAACUAAAUAAUUCAUAAAAUAAAAAAUAAAUAACAAAACAAAUAAACACAGAAACAGGAAUCAAUGACUAAAAAUGUUCACAAUGCUGGUUUGCUUUCAACCAUUUCUUAAGGCCUAAUUUAAAGGUGGUGAGUGUAGCGCUUUGUCUAAUACUAACAGGAAUGCUAUUCCACAACCCUGAUGUUUUCACCGAGAAAGCGGUUUGGCCAAAGGUGAAAUGCCUAAACACACGUGUGCAAUCCCGCCAAAGUGAUGCUCUUGUGGUCCUAAUGUUACUUGUAGGUCCACGCAAGCUCACAAAUUGUUUAAGAGGUGGUGGUGCAAGAUUAUUUAUAAUUUUAAAGAAUAAACAAGUAUUGGAAAAAAAGAAAGUUGUCUAAAGUUAAUAAACCAUAUUUCUGUAUGAUAGUGCAAUGAUGAUAACUGUGCUUGUUUAUAUACUUUAUGCAUUAAUGACAUAAUGGUUGCAUUUGCUUGGAACCAGGUGGUCAAGCAAUAUGAUAUGUGUGUUAAAAAAAAUCAUAGAAUGAAAAUAAAGUUUAGCUGCCUCUG
Messenger RNA from Paramisgurnus dabryanus, 3263 nucleotides. RefSeq names its product inositol polyphosphate-1-phosphatase (gene inpp1). The record is from RefSeq and is a predicted model, not a curated record. Lineage: Eukaryota; Metazoa; Chordata; Actinopteri; Cypriniformes; Cobitidae. Gene Ontology annotation, molecular function: inositol-1,4-bisphosphate 1-phosphatase activity. Gene Ontology annotation, biological process: phosphatidylinositol phosphate biosynthetic process.